UUUGCAGGAGCGGACUGGGAGAUGAGGCGCCUCCUCGAAAGAGUUAUUUGAAGGAGUCUGCAUCUGGGUGACUAUGCACAGUACGGAAAAUGGUGCCGAAUCCGGAGGGGAUCAAGCAUCGACCGCCAGAACAACCAUAUCUGUGUCCAGCGGAGCAACACCAGUGUCAGUCUCCACGACGCCGAACACUCUAUCGACGACGGGCGCUGGAGCCCGAGAGUGUGCCGGAUGCGGCAAAAGAAUCGGUGACAGGUUCCUUCUCAAGGCUCUUGAUCUCUUCUGGCAUGAGGACUGUCUCAAGUGCGGUUGUUGUGACUGCCGACUCGGAGAAGUCGGUUCCACCCUGUAUACUAAAGCUAAUCUUAUACUAUGUAAAAGAGACUAUCUUAGGUUAUUUGGUACGACGGGAUAUUGUGCUGCCUGCAACAAAGUUAUACCUGCUUUUGAAAUGGUAAUGCGGGCAAAAAACAAUGUCUACCACUUGGAAUGUUUUGCAUGUCAGCAAUGCAAUCACAGGUUUUGCGUUGGUGAUCGAUUCUACCUGUGCGAAAAUAAAAUUCUAUGUGAAUAUGACUAUGAAGAGCGGUUAGUGUUUGCCAAUAUGGCCUACAACCCAAGCAGCUUAGCCCAUAUCAGAAGGCAAGUCAGUAACUUACAGCCACCGGCAGGAGACAACCCAACCGCCCUCAAUGGUAGAAUUGUGAACAGCCCGUCCUGUUACAGCGAGAAGAAUUUGGACAUGGCGCUGCCUCCAGGCCCACAGCGGCUGCCCACUAGCCUCGGAGAGGCCCACUUCCCUCCCAGUCACCGAGGAGAGGCUAAUCUCACCCCCAAUCACCGGGGAGACGACGGAUCCAGCGGUUACGGCAGCCCCGAUUCCGAAACGUUCGAGCCCCUUCUUCAGCAUCAGUGACGGAUGCUGUCCACCGCUGCCCACUCUAGAGGAAGGCCGCCCCUCCACAAGCGCAUGCCCAAAGGGAGGACGAACAAUACCUAACCCAGGUUUAUGAUUUAUGUGAGGUCAUCUUCGGAUUUGAUUGUUUGUUGAAGGUGUAGGUGUUGAAGUAUCGGAGAAAACUUUUUUUUUUUCAUAGAUCGUCAAUAUUGUAUUUAAUAAUGUGAUGAUAUGGAUGUUUUAGGUUAUGAGGUAUUUACCAAUAUUUCACGAACGAUGUCAAUAUUAUAUUCAGACAUACAGGGUAACUGUGUCGAUAAAUAUUGCAAAAAGUAUGAAGUAAGGCAAUUGCCAAGAAAAUCAUAGGAAAUUUCUAUAGUCCAAGCUUAAAACAACAUUUAUAUUCUAUCUAAAACUCCUUUCGCAACAAUGACUGCAAUCUCAAUAAAAACACUUUUUUCAAAUCAUACUCGGGCAGGGGCUGCAUAUUUUUCUGUCCAAGAUAAGGAGGACCUGCAAUGAAAAAUCGGAAACCUUGAGAGACAUAAAGUCGGACUUUUUAAAAUUUAUAAAAUUCCGAUUGAUUCUUGGGAUAUUCGAAAAUAACGGAAAUUCGCUGAUUUCGUUUAUUUCUGAUGUCAUUGAAGAUGAUAUUGAAAGACAAAAAAACGCGUUCUCAUUGCCGCUUUUCAAGCUGUUCAAGAUGGCUUUCACAGAGUUUCAAUCCGACGUUUCGUCUUCGAUAAACCAUCACAAAUUCUGUAUCACACAUAAUCAAAAUUGCCUUAAUUUCAAAACGUUACUUGAAAAAGCUCCAAAAUUAGCCAAUUUUCAAUUUAACUGACUUACGAUUGCCGAUUUUCCCAAGCUGGCUCUUCUUAUCUUGGACACACUGUAUAUUUUCUGGAUGCCAAGGCGGUCACCAUGAUGGACGUGCUUUCUUUACAUUUUCAAGUCUCAACAUUUCCGAAAAGCAGGUAGUGGGGUGAGUGCGAGCUUGAAAAGAAUCAUUUUAUCAUUGUAGCGUGACGAAAUAAGAACUCGUUCUAAAAUCGUUCAGUUAGCUUUGAAAAAUACGAAAUUGUCACGUGAGAAUGAUUACAAGAAAGAAAAAAAUGUUUUGGAAAAUGAGAGAUAUUCCAAAUCAGAUUCAUUAUUUUCAGAUGAUGACGAUAAUGAGAUGAUGACUAUUUUAAUGACUACUCGGAUUCUUCCUUUGAUUCAAUGUUUUACUGUCUGGAGAAGAAGAUUAAGCAAGCAGUGCUGACCCGGAUUGUGAAUCACUAGAAAGAGGUAAAAACAAUUAUUUUGGAAGAAGUUGGUGAUAAAAGUCCUGUUACAGAACAGAAACAACAGCAAAAAUGAAAAUAUUUUUGAAGAAGGAAUGAUUGAGAUUUUGGGAGUUGAACCAGAUGGUAAUGCGGUUAGCGCAAACAGAACUGAAGUUGUAGAAUAACAUAAAAAGAACCUGUUAUAAAUCAUCAAGCAUUUGAGUAUUUUGUGGAAGCUAGCGCACUCAUGAAUGAUUCAUCUCCAUACAACUGUCUUUGUAUUUGUCUUGAUGAUGAAACCAUCGAUGAAAUGGUGGAUGAAACAAAAUUGUAUGCCAUUCAGAUUAUAUUAGCAAACAAUUGAGACUGCACAAUUGGGUUGCAAUAGAAAAUGCUGAAGUUUAUAGGAAUUGUGUGGCAUAUAAGGGUUCAAGUAAAAUGUCAACGAUUGAAAAAUAUUGUAGCAACGGCCAUUUGUACAAGAAUUAUAUCAUUUCCAAGAUUUCUCUGACAAUCAGAAAUAUCCCUCUUGCGAUUGGUUACAUAAAGUAAAACAUAAUUGAUGAACAAGUUUCCAGCCGUAUCUGUAUCUGUAAAGUAGGGAAGGUGAGUGUGAGCCCACAGCACUUAGGCCACAUGUGA
This is a messenger RNA of Leptinotarsa decemlineata (Colorado potato beetle), 2808 nucleotides long. RefSeq names its product LIM domain only protein 3. The record is from RefSeq and is a predicted model, not a curated record. Gene Ontology annotation, cellular component: nucleus. NCBI's taxonomy places the organism in Eukaryota, Metazoa, Arthropoda, Insecta, Coleoptera, Chrysomelidae. Gene Ontology annotation, biological process: positive regulation of transcription by RNA polymerase II. Gene Ontology annotation, molecular function: transcription coactivator activity; DNA-binding transcription factor binding.